Osmia bicornis bicornis is the source of this 2124-nucleotide messenger RNA. RefSeq names its product transmembrane protein 135-like. NCBI's taxonomy places the organism in Eukaryota, Metazoa, Arthropoda, Insecta, Hymenoptera, Megachilidae. Bases 619 to 2016 code for a protein of 465 amino acids. The transcript has 10 exons. The record is from RefSeq and is a predicted model, not a curated record.
UUUCAUCAGAGAAGUUCAGUAUGCUUUCACAUCAAGUAGGUUCACGAUAACGGUACAUACAUCAGAAGUGCAAUUAGAAAGUUGCAUAAAGUAUAAACAUCUAGUAAAACUGCAAUAGCCUAUUUCAAGGAAAUAUUUCCAUAUGUGACAAAUCGUGCGACAUUCAGCAGUGAUUUUUAAAUACUUCAGUCAGUAUUCGGUCAGCGUCAGUCAGUGAUGAGCGGUCGACGAGUCCGCAUGGUUAAUUUCUUUGUAUCGUAGGGUUUGUGUUUGUGUUCAUACAAUAUCACACAAGUGCAUAUGAUCUUAAGAAGUCGAAAUUCAAAACCAGAAGCAUUUUUAUAUCUAAUCGUCUAGUAUAUCUGUAACCAGUAGAUAGUCCUUUAUAAUCGGGGUUGGUUAAUCAGUCGAUUUUUGUGUUUGUGUUGCGCAAUUACAAAUUAACGUAUAUCAGUUAGGAAAAUGAUAUUAACAAAAUGUUCCGCUAUAUCUGUAUAUAAUAAACAGUGACACAAGUGUCAUUUUAAAAUAAUUUUUUUUAUGCAACAUUCAUCGAACAGUUGAUCGUUACGUGAUCAGUCAGUGGACUCGUUCAGAGAAAUUGUCAUUUCUUAAAGAAUGCCUUCUCAAUUAAGUAAAUUUGCUGAUAUAUCCUGUAAGGAAUUUUCACAUCCUUGGACAGGCUCGUGCGUUAAUGCAACAGCCGGGCUUGGAUUGCAUACCUUGCAGGAAUGCCUUAGGAUAUAUUCCACAGUUUAUAUAGUUGCACUAUUAAUGAGAGGGAAAAAACCAUCCAAAGAAGACAUUAAAAAGACAAUAUUGGGUAUUUUACAAUCAAUAGCAUUUCUCUCGUGGAGUGGUUUUUCAUAUUCUAUGUUUAUUUGUUCUCUAAGGCGAGUGCUUGGAAAGUUUAAUGUUUUGACUGUAUCAUUUCUUCCAUCCUUUUUAUCUAGUUUGUCAGCUAUUUUGAUUGAAAGGCCUUCUCGACGUACCUUACUGUGUUUAUAUGUAUCUAAUGUUGCAACAGAAACAUUAUUUAAAAUGGGAAUCGCAAGGGGAUAUUAUUCUCCCAUCCCAAAGGGUGGAACAUAUAUUUUUGCAACAAGCAUAGCAUUGUUACUUUAUUUCUUUCGUUCUAAAACAAAUAAACAGGAUUCUAUAUAUAGAAUACUUAGAAUUCUUAUUGGACCAUACGAAGGAACUGAGUACCUUAAAAAAAGUAGCUCACAUUCUGAAACACAAUCUUGUUCUGGUAGUCAAAGUUCAACAAAAAUGCAUGACAUAAGUAGAAGGCCGGAUAAAAAAAAUUUUAAUAUAUUCAUGAAAUCACUUGAAGUGUAUAAAAAACUGAUUGAACAACUAAAACUUAGAAGUAAACAUGUAUCUUGUCCGCAUCCUUAUAGUUGUGCUCAUUACAUAUUAAAGGGUGGCAUGGAAGUUUUUAGUUAUGCUCUCAGUGCUCAAUUAGUAAUUAACUUGGUUUUUCAAAUCAAAAAAUCAUUUAUAAAACCACAAUUGUUAAAAUCAAUUAUUUUUAAAAGAGACAAUUUAAACUUGGCUGUGUUUUUAGGAGGUUUUACUGGACUUUAUAGGCUAAUGUCCUGUUUAUUAAGGAGAUUUUUCCAAAAAGACUCUUGUUAUUUUGCGAUUCCUGCUGGACUGAUAAGUGGUAUAACAUUUAUGGCUUACAGUAGCAAUACAAUAGCUUUAUACUUUAUGUGGAAAGCAUUGCAGCUAUUGUGGAAUGAUCUUGCAGAAAAAAAGAUAGUACCUGAAGUAAAAUGGUUUGCAAUUUUUUUAUACUGCUUUAGUACAGCAGUACUUUUUCAUGUAGCAAUACUUGAACCACAGCAUUUACGAUCGUCUUAUUGGAAGUUUUUAUACAACAUAUCUGGAGGAAGAAUUGCUGUUAUGUCACGAAUACCGUUAGAUCAAUUUGGUCUUGAAUCAUCCAGACAUCUUGCCGAAGUGCUUAAAAAAACUAAAACCAGUGAUAAAAAAAUUUUUUCUUUUUAAUUUAAUAGUGGAAAUGAGAACAAAGAUAUAAUGGAUUUUGUUUUAAUAAAUGUUUUGUUAUAUGUAUACUUAUACAUUGGAAAAAGUAACCAAAGAAAUGAGCAAUAA